This is a messenger RNA of Corylus avellana, 1881 nucleotides long. Its product is annotated as AAA-ATPase At3g50940. Gene Ontology annotation, molecular function: ATP binding; ATP hydrolysis activity. Lineage: Eukaryota; Viridiplantae; Streptophyta; Magnoliopsida; Fagales; Betulaceae. The record is from RefSeq and is a predicted model, not a curated record.
UAUCACAUUGAUCGAAUUCCCAAAGCAAGAAUCUUUAAACCAAGAUUUUACAUCCUUCUUCUCCAAUCCAUCAUGAGUUUUUUUCACAGCUUUUCCUCAUCUCUGAGGAGCAUACCUACAGCAUCAUCAUGGUUCGAGGCGUAUGUAGCCCUCUCCACAUCUAUGACGCUUUUGCAAACUGCGAUCAAUCAAUUCAUACCGGUGAGUGUUCGAUCAUACAUAAUGUCAAGAUUGAAGAGCUACUUCUUUGGAAUUGGAACUGAGGCCGCCGUCUCUAAUUCUCUCGUCACUCUAACCAUCCCUGAGAUGUGGGAGAACAUGGGUCGUAACAAACUCUAUGAUGCUGUCAAAGAAUAUCUACCUUCCAAGAUCAGCAGUGCAAACAAAAACCUCAGAGUCGGCAUGGGAGGAGGUAAGAAGAUGGCAAUGGCUAUCGAAGGUGAGGAAUCCAUCGUCGACGUCUUUGACAACAUAAAGCUUACAUGGAGUUGUUCCCAUAAUCAGAAAGAUCGGCAACCGAUCCCGAGUCCUACUCAAUCAUAUGCGAGACCCAUGUAUGUGUUGUGUUUUGAUGAAAAUCAUAGAGAGAAAGUCAUGGAUUCUUAUCUGCCUCAUAUCUUGAACAAACACAAGGUCGUGAAAAAGGGAAAGAAGGUUUUGAAGCACUACACGAGGACGAGGGGCUUAUGGCAAUCAUCCGUGCUGGAGCAUCCGGCAACAUUCGAGACGGUUGCCAUGGAACCCGCUUUGAAGAAGGCUAUUCUGGAUGACCUGGAUCGGUUCCUGAGGAGGAAGAGUUUUUAUAAAAAGGUUGGGAAAGCUUGGAAGCGUGGCUAUCUGUUGUACGGCCCUCCUGGAACUGGGAAAACCAGCCUCAUUGCAGCUAUGGCAAAUUACUUGAAGUUUGAUGUCUAUGAUUUGGAGCUCAGUGCUGUUCACUCCAAUGCAGAUCUAAUGAUGUCGUUGCGUAAUACAUCUAAUCGUUCCAUUCUCGUGGUUGAGGACAUAGAUUGCAAUAGAGAGGUCAAGGAUCGAUCAGGAGAAGAUGGUGAUCGUGCUCUAAAACGCCAGUUUAAAAGGGUUAGUUUCACACUCUCAGGUCUACUAAACUCCAUAGAUGGUUUGUGGACAAAGGGUUCAGAUGAGCGAAUCAUUGUGUUUACUACCAAUCACAAAGACCAAAUAGAUCCAGCAUUGUUACGUCCUGGCAGAAUGGACAUGCACAUUAACUUGUCCUUUUGCACCGUUAAUGGGUUCCGAAUCUUAGCUUCCAAUUAUCUUGAUGUCCAAAGUCACCCGCUCUUUGAACAAAUUGAUCGCCUGUUAAAGAAAUUACAGGUCACUCCUGCGGUAGUGGCAGAAGAAUUAAUGAAGGAUGAUGAUGCUGAUGUUGUUCUUUCAGGAUUCAUUAAUUUCCUUGAGCGAAAGGAGAUGGGAGGCGAUGGAAUGACGGAUGUAGGUGAUGAAAAUGAAAUCUCACUCUGUAGAUCAAAUAAGAUAGAGAUUGAAGAUGGUGAAAAUAAAAUCCCGCUCUGUAGAUCAAAGAAGAUAGAGAUUGAAGAUGAAGAUGAAGAUUUCGAUGACGAUGAAUUUGAAGAUGAAGAUUUUGAUGACUACGAAUUUGAAGAUGAAUAUGAAUUUUGAUGGCAAACAAAGAGCAGACUAGUUUGUGUUACAAAUUAAUGUGCUUUGACUUGUUAACUUUUACUUCUGGUUGUGUUUUACGGAACUCUAGUUUGUUGUAGGUGAAAAAGUGUGUUGUAAAGCUAGUGUGUGGUUCUAGAACCUACUUUUGUAAAAGCUUCUCUAAUCUUUGCUUUGCGUAGCUGCUCAAAAUCAGAAUGCAAGAGAAAAAAGGAAAGUAGAAAGAAAUUUUUUUAA